Messenger RNA from Dissoconium aciculare CBS 342.82, 999 nucleotides. RefSeq names its product glycosyltransferase family 8 protein. The transcript has a single exon. Gene Ontology annotation, molecular function: glycosyltransferase activity. Lineage: Eukaryota; Fungi; Ascomycota; Dothideomycetes; Mycosphaerellales; Dissoconiaceae. Bases 1 to 999 code for a protein of 332 amino acids. The record is from RefSeq and is a predicted model, not a curated record.
AUGGCCUGGGCCGAGAACAACACCGACUCCUUCGACUUCGACAAAUGGUUCUUCCAGUUCGACCUCGAGAACACCGACAACCCCUCCUUCGACAUCGAGAAGCUCAAACACCUCGCGCCCCACAACUACCAGGGCCCCGGCGGCAAGGCCUUCGCGACCUUCUUCGCCACCCGCAGCCCGUCGCUCUUCGACCCCUACUUCAUGGCCACGCAGCAGGGCGUGUUCCGGCUCCUCUGGGACCAACGCUCGCGGUCGCGGCGCUACCCCGUCGUCGUCUUCGUCACCAAGUUCGCCACCCAGGCCCAGCGGGACCUGUUCGCGGCCGCGGGCGCGCUCGUGCGCGAGCUCGACCUCGUGCCCUUCCACCCGGUGAAGCAGCCGCAGGGCGGCGGCGUGGCCGGCCGGCUGAUCGACAUGUUCAGCAAGCUGGAGAUGUGGAAGCAGACCGACUUCGACCGGCUCAUGUACAUGGACUCGGACGCCUUCGCGCUCGAGAACAUCGACCGCGUCUUCAGCCUGGCGCCGCAGCAGCGCUGCAAGGUCGAGCUGAUGCUCCCCCAGGACCUCACGGAGAAGGGCCGGGACAUGUGCGACUACGUCUUCUCGGGCCACCAGGAGCGCGUCGGCAUGGUCAACGCGGGGGUGAUCGUCAUCAAGCCGAACCUGGCCAUGCACGAGAUGCUGAUCCGGGAGUCGAGCAACAUGACCAACUUCGACCAGGGGCUGGCCGAGCAGUCCUUCGUCAACUACAUCUUCCGGCCGAAUGGGCCGUUCCCGCCCGGCGCGCUGGAGAACGCGUGGAACGGCUACCCGCAGCUGAAGGAGGACGGCAAGGACCUGUUCAUCGUGCACGGCAAGAUCUGGGUGCCCAUGGCCGAGACCAUCUGGGCGCACGACGACUGGACCGACACGUGGAACCGCAUGCUGGAGCUGUACAACAGCGAGGAGUUCGUGCAGCUGCGGGAGCAGGACGACAAGCUCUUCCAGGAGAUCGUCUGA